Messenger RNA from Amphibalanus amphitrite, 1293 nucleotides. RefSeq lists its product as uncharacterized. The coding region runs from base 121 to 1293 and encodes 390 amino acids. Lineage: Eukaryota; Metazoa; Arthropoda; Thecostraca; Balanomorpha; Balanidae. The record is from RefSeq and is a predicted model, not a curated record. The transcript has 3 exons.
CGUGACAUUUCAAGGUCAUAUCGCCCGGAUGUGCCCAAACGGCUGCGGCGGGGGAGCUGCAUCAGCGCCAGCACCUCCUCCGCCGUCCACCGAGCCGGCAGCAGAGCGCCGGUAAUCCAGAUGCUGCUCGACGGGCGACCGUGUCACGCGCUGGUGGACACGGGCUGCGAGGAGACCGUGGUGUUCGCGGGUUGUGUCGAUAAAUGGGAUCGAUGUGAGACAAACUUGACCGCGGUGAAUGGGAGUGUCGUGCGAUGCUGCGGGAGUGCAGAGGUGCUGCUGGAGGCACAAGGCCGGCGGGCGGUGGUCCGUGCUGUGGUAGUGGCGGAAAGGUUGUUGGGUGUUGACGUGCUGUUGGGCAUGACCGGGUUAGAGGCGCUGGGUGGUGUGUUUGUUAGUGGUGGAGAGGUGCGUUUUGGUGGUAAAGUGGUGACGGGGGAGCGUUCGGGGUGCGCCGGUGUAAAGGCAGAAUCGAGCGGUAUGUCGGCAGCGGUGUCUCAGGGGCGUGGUCCAGUGGACAGACAAAUCGAGACGGCUGAUUUUGUGGCUAAGUUCAGCGACGGAAAGUGGACAGUUUGGUGGAGGUGGGCCGACGGAAAGGAGCCAAAACAACUCAAGAAUACUGUGCCGCAAUAUCGCGUGCCGGCAGAGUCGCAAGAGCGGUUCGACGCAGAGUUACGGCUGUGGAUCGAGGAAGGGUGGCUGCAACCGUACAAUGAGCAGGAACACGGGCCGGUGCGUGGCCUAAUUCCGCUCAUGGCGGUCACCCAAGAAGCCAAGGACAAGGUCAGGCCGGUGCUCGACUACCGUGAACUGAAUGAGCACCUGGUGGCUCAUACGGCUGAAGCUGAUGUGUGCCGCGACCAGCUCCGCAAGUGGCGGCAACACGGCGACGAUGUGGCCGUCAUCGACCUGAAGAAGGCGUUUCUGCAGCUGCACGUGGCCCAGGAGCUGUGGCCGUUUCAGACGGUAAUCGUGGACGGCCAGCGACAUUGUCUGACAAGGGUCGGAUUUGGUCUCAGCGUUGCAAGCGGCAUCAUGCGAGUGGUAGUGCGGGAAGUUUUGGAUCAAAGUCCAGAGAUCGCAAAAGCAGUGCUCCCGUACGCUGACGACCUACUCGUCAACGAGACGCUCAUCUCUGCUGAGCGGGUGGCCGAACAUUUUGCCGCAUACGGGCUCUCGUGUAAGCCACCGGAACGGGUAGCGGAUGAGGCCGGAGCCCGGAUGCUGGGGCUCCGAACGUGGUCACCUGCGGCGCCGCGGCGCGCUGAGGUCGCCGCCUCACCGCCCUGA